UUACCUCCCAUAUUUCAAGCCCAUUAUCGUGCGGCGGCCACUCAAAGUCUCUUACCGAAGGUUUCAUCUCCAUCCGUUCUUUCCUCAGCGAGUUAUACAAGUUCCAAAAUGUCCGUCGCAGUCAAGGGUGUGGUUCGUCUUCGUGUGCUGGCGGGCAAGGCGAGUCCGUCGCCGGCUAUUGGUCAGGCGCUAGGUCCUCUGGGUGUCAACAUGAUGGAGUUCUGCAAGGCCUUCAACGACCGCACGUCCAAGAUGACGGAGAACAUCCCGGUGCCUGUUGUGCUCACGGCCUUCACCGACCGCACGUUCAACUUCACCACCAAGACGCCACCGGCCUCGUGGUUCCUCAAGAAGGCAGCAGGCAUCACGUCCGGCUCAUCCACUCCGGGUCAGCAGGUCGUGGGCACGGUGCAUCUGCGCCAGAUCUACGAGAUCGCCAAGGUCAAGCAGCAGGACGAGAUGGUGGACUACAUCGACCUCAAGUCCAUCUGCAAGACGCUCAUCGGCUCGGCCAAGUCCAUGGGACUCGAUGUCGUGCCGUAAAUACGAUUCCUUGCAAUGGUGAGGGUCGACAGCUAGAAAAAAACGCUCGACAAUCGUCACGCAUUUUGCCAUUUUUAUUCGUUAAAAUGCUGAUUUACACUCGUCGAAUGUGUGCUGUAGCUGUCCACUACUGCCGCUCUGUCUUACUUAAACUAUUGAUGCAACCACACACAGCUCCGUUGUAUGGCAUGCUCAAUUAAACAUGACAAUAUCCGCUUGAUGGUGCGUACUGGGGAGCCUCGAUCUCUGCAGAAGCAGGUGAAUGAAGUGGAGCAAUGCAACUACCGGAUGGUUGAAGCUCCUUGGUCUUGAAUACAUAUCCGUUCUGGAAGGUUAUUCUCCCAGCUCCAUUUUGAUGUCGCUGUCCCGGAAGACCGACGUGCGUCUUGACCCAAUAAUGUCGCUGCCCAUGUAACUAAAGUCGUCAAAGUGCAUCGCCAUAAUCCCCGAUCCAGUCGAAGAUCCCAGCACACUGACAACCGGAGAAUCCGCUACUUCCUGCUGCUUGAAGAUGUUCGGAACAUACUGCAAGUUCGCAUUCAGUGCUGCACUGCUAGUACGCGCUCG
This is a messenger RNA of Phytophthora nicotianae INRA-310, 1110 nucleotides long. Its product is annotated as ribosomal protein L11. NCBI's taxonomy places the organism in Eukaryota, Oomycota, Peronosporomycetes, Peronosporales, Peronosporaceae. Gene Ontology annotation, cellular component: ribosome; mitochondrial large ribosomal subunit. Gene Ontology annotation, biological process: translation. The record is from RefSeq and is a predicted model, not a curated record. The coding region runs from base 109 to 543 and encodes 144 amino acids. Gene Ontology annotation, molecular function: structural constituent of ribosome; large ribosomal subunit rRNA binding. The transcript is spliced from 2 exons.